GUUUACGCGGUGACGUGUCCCGGAACUAGACUGCCUGUCCGCAGCGUCGGUAACGUUACCUGCUGAAGACAGACUGCGUGUUGCUAAAAAAAAUUUCAGCUUAUUAAACCUAUACAGACAGUUAUUGUGUCAUAUUUACGUUAGAUUCCUUCUCAUAUUACAACUAAUGCGACACAGCAUCGCUGGUUUUUCCUCGCUGCUGUUAGCUGUCAUCAUCCUGCUGAGGACAGAUCUCACAUGAGGUUGCCGUCUGUCCACUGAAGGGAUGGCCAGUCCAAAUGAUCUACAAUUCCAAGAGUUUGAGGAAGCUGCAGAGCUGCUGUCUGCAGACCCGGGGGCCUCCACACUCAGCAUACCUGCCACAAACUCCCCCCCCACAGCAUCUGGAGGAGGAGAGGAUGUAAAACUGGACCUAUCGGAGGAUGAGGAGGGUCAGGAGGAGAGCUCAGAGCUCUUAGGAGGACAGAAACCAGCUGGCGGCUUCUGGACCUUUGAGUACUAUCAGUCUUUCUUCAAUGUGGACACGAUGCAGGUACUGGACAGAGUUAAGGGGUCAGUAAUGCCGUUACCUGGAAGAAACUUUAUUAAACACCACCUUCGGAGUAACCCAGAUCUAUACGGUCCGUUCUGGAUUUGUGUGACGCUGGUGUUCUCGGUGGUGAUCAGUGGGAACAUCUCCACGUUCCUCAGUCAGAAAGGAGACCCUACAUACCACUACAGACCACAGUUCCACAGAGUCACCAUCGCUGCAGUGGUGAUCUUCAUGUACGCCUGGCUGGUGCCCGUUGGUUUAUGGGGUUUCCUGAAAUGGAGACAAGGCACCGAGAGGCAGAUCGGAGGUUAUUCCAUCCUGGAGACUGUGUGUGUUUACGGCUACUCCCUCUUCAUCUACAUCCCCACCUCAGUUUUGUGGAUCAUUCCGCACGAUUGGGUGCACUGGACGCUGAUCCUGGUUGCCAUGGUGAUCUCCGGCUCGGUCCUCGUCCUCACCUUCUGGCCGGUCGUCCGUGACGACACCAGGGUGAUGGCGGUGGCCACGGUGGCGACCAUCGUGGUUCUGCACACGCUGCUGGCCGUCGGCUGUAAGCUCUACUUCUUCCAGACAGCACCCAUACCCAUACCGAAACCCACGAUUCAUGGAGCGCUGAACACCACCAAACCCCACUGACCUCCAGAGGAAGAGCGUCUGAUAUGUCUGGAUUAAAACUGAAACCAAGUACAAACAUUCUUUCUGAGGCGAUGUUGAUUAUUGCCGUGGUGUGAGUGCUAGUCUGCUUCCCCGAUGAAGCGCUGGAUGAGUGAGUGUGGCUCCAAUUUAUCCUGAGGUGGUUCAACGCUGACAGAAUGAACCACGUUUCUACUGUGAUGUUUCAGAAUGUAGAGCAUCCAAAGGUCUGGCAUGGCUUCCUGAACAAACACCGAAACACAAGCAGGCAAGAUGGUCACUAAACCAUUCCUAGUUAGAUAAAUCCACUGUUGGUUUGGCACAGAAGGUUCUGAUCCAAGAAAGCAUCUAGACCAGGGGUGUCCAACAUGAGGCCCGUGGUCCAAAAGUGGUCCUCCAGAGGGUCCAAUCCGGCCCUCAAAGUGUAAAAAUUACAGAGAAGACAUUAACUGCAGUUUGUAAAUUAGUAAAACUAUAAAUUUAAAAUCAUUUCUAGACCAUGACAAGUUGUUUAGAUCAUAAAGUAAAAUACUAGAUUGUUUAUUGUUCUUUUUGUCUCGUUUUUGAUGUUUUUUGUCUGAUUUUUUUCAUUUUGUCGCUUCGUAUUUUUUUUCUCUUUGCUUUGUUUCAUGUCGUUUUGUCUCAUUUUUGUCAUAUUGUGUCUGAUUUUUGUAAUAUUUUGUCCUUUUGUUUGUCCAACUUUUGUCAUUUUGAUCCUAAAGUAAAAUCUUUUGCGGUUCAGUUCCAGGUGACUAAAUGUUGUGUUCCUUUGUAGACACUCUGUGAUCUGGAAGUCGUAAUGUGGAAAUGAUAAACUGAGGCAUAAUACUGCUUAAAUUGAACUUAUUUUUCUUCAUAAAUUUCAGGAUAUUCAUGAUGUUUUGUAAAAAGAUAAUUCAUUAAAUGUGAAUAUUUUCAGAGUGAACUUCUUUGCACUAAAACAAAGUAAACAUUAGGAGUCGUGCUUAUUUCCAGGUUAUUAUUCUGUGGUUUUACUGGUCACUUUACAUCAAACUGGGCUGAAUGUGGAACCUGAACUAUGAUGAGUUUGACACCCCUGGUCUAGUCUGAACACUGUGCACUUCCUCUCCAAGUAAAACUAAAAUGCUUCUGAGUUGUUGUGACCAAAGCAGCGCAAACUCAGUUCUGUAAACAGUAAAAUGCAGCGUUUUCCGUAUCAGUCAACUGUACAGUUUAUAAAAUAGAAAAUGAUCCUGAACCUGGUAGAGAAAGGAAAGCACUUGGAGUUGACAGACGUUUUUGGUGAGCUGGAAGUUGAGAUAAUUGCAGAUGUCCACAGCAGGUCUCCCAGCAGAGGCAUCCUCACGUAAAUGUUCAGUUUGUAAUCCUGAACCAUCGUUUAGAGUUUGGACGGAUUGUGUAACAGAAGGCGUCCUGGACACACUCCUUUGGUUCCCUCAUUCCCUAAAGGCCGAAUGAGCGCUUCUUUUCUUCUCUGGCUUUUUAUUUAUGAAGUGAAUGCAAUAUGUGGCGUUAGUUUUUAUGUAAUCUGUGUGUGGAGCGCCCCCUGCUGGGAUGGAGCUGUUGUGCCGAUUAGAUAUCCAGAAUUACCUUCAUUUGUGUGUGUCGAUUGUGAAUUUGCUGACACACACGACAAGGAAAAGUCACCUUGGAGUGCUGCCCGAGUCUUUACAGUUUAUAAAAAAGUAGAAAACUGAUAUUUAGCUUCUCAAAGCCCAAAGUGACCUCUUCGGGUUACUUUACCAAAAGACGUUUGAUUAGGAAUUAAUUCAUUUACAGCAGAAUUUAAAGGAAAACACAAUGUUUUAUCAUUCUACAUUUUAAGGUCUAUCCACCUAAUUGGUUUCCUGUUAUCAUAGAAUAAUCGAAGGUGUAAACAUUAGCAGUGGCUCACAGGAAGUAGAAUUUGCCAUCAUUCGUUUUAUUAUUUUUUGCUGCACUUGUUUUUUCCAUUUUCACAUCAUAUUAGUCAAAAUGUAACCUGAGGAGGUCAAGUGUGGGGAAACUGUUCACUAAUAUAUAAUAUCUGUUUUUCCCCGGUGUGUAAAGCGCUACGUUGGUGCGACACGUCAGAACGUUACACAAAGGUCACCUCAUGACAAACUGUAGUGAUCCUCUAAACCCUCAUCUAACCCGUCAAAUCAUCCAGUAUUUGCCUGCAAAACUAAAACAUUGCUACUAGCCCUAGUUCCAAUGAACAUGGUAACGCUCUACCUGCUAAACAUCCGCAUGUUCUCCUUCUGUUAGCAUGCUGACAUUAGCUAGUUUCAUUAAUAGAGCUGCUAGAAUGACUGUAGAAGCUUCCUCGAUUAACGACGUGCAUCAAUGCAUCAAUAUUUAAUAAUUUCCAUUUAGCGAAGCCUCAAUCUCAGAUAUGCAUUAAGCAGAACAAGCCAUUCAACAUAUCUAUAGAUCAGGAUAGAAUUGGUCCAAAAUGGUUUAAAAGUUGCUCAAAAUGACUCAGGAUUUGUCCAAAAUGACAAAAAUAUUUUAAGUAAUUGUGAACCAGUUUUUGACAUUUUUUUUGGACCAAAAUGACUAAUACAUGGUUCAAAAUGACUUAAAUUGGUCCAAAAUGGUUUAAAGUAGCCCAAAAAUGAAUCAAAGUUUGUCCUGAAUGGUUCUAAAGUUGCCCAAAAUGACUCAAAUUUGGUCAGAAAUGGCUUAAAGUAGCCCAAAAAUGACUCAAUUUGUCCGAAAUAACUAAAAAAGUGGUUCAAAAUUACUUAAAUUGGUCCAAAAUGGUUUAUAGUUGCCCAAAAUGACUCAGAAUUUGUCCUGAAUGGUUCAAAAGUUGCCCAAAAUGACUCAAAAUUGGUCCUAAAUGACAAAAGCAUUUUAAGUAAUUUUGAACCAGUUUUUAUUUUUUUUGGACCAAAAUGACUAAAACAUGGUUCAAAAUGACUUAAAUUGGUCCAAAAUGGUUUAAAGUUGCCCAAAAUGACUCAAAAUUGGUCCUAAAUGGCUUAAAGUAGCCCAAAAAUGACUCAAAUUUUGUCCUGAAUGGUUCAAAAUUUCCCCAAAAUGACUCAAAAUUGGUCCAAAAUAACUAAAAAGUGGUUCAAAAUGACUUAAAAUUGGUCCAAAAUGGUUGAAAGUUGCCCAAAUUGACUCACAAUUUGUCCAAAAUUACUAUGAGCAUUAAACAAUGCAUCCAUAUUUAAUCAUUUCCAUUCAGUGAAACCUCAAUCUCAGAUAUGAAUGAAUUAGAACUUGCCGCUCAACACAUCAGUAGAUCAGGAUAGACAGUUCUUUGGUGUUUCCAUCUAACAGCUCGUUGUGUGAAGGAAGCCAUCCCAGACUGUGGAAAACAUGAAGUGAAACUGGAAAGGGACUCAUCGCCUCUCCUAAACCUUCCUGAACGGCUUCAGCCGCUUCUUUGAACAGAGGAUCUAUUGUAAAGUGAGGAAAAGGUUUAUGUCUACAGAACUAUUUAUUCUCUGCUUUGAUGCAAUUUAGAGUUUUUGUUAAUAAAACUUAGAAUCUUU
Acanthochromis polyacanthus (spiny chromis) is the source of this 4635-nucleotide messenger RNA. RefSeq names its product Yip1 domain family, member 2 (gene yipf2). Gene Ontology annotation, molecular function: small GTPase binding. The transcript has 9 exons. Lineage: Eukaryota; Metazoa; Chordata; Actinopteri; Pomacentridae. Bases 266 to 1168 code for a protein of 300 amino acids. The record is from RefSeq and is a predicted model, not a curated record. Gene Ontology annotation, cellular component: membrane; Golgi apparatus. Gene Ontology annotation, biological process: vesicle-mediated transport.